AUGCAGCCUAUCCCAGAGCAUAGUCAGGCAGAAAAAACAACUGUUAAUUCAGGGGCGUCAACUUCUCAUGUGAUAGAAAAUCCUUUUGUUGUUUUGGAGUCAACUUCAACCCCUGCUGUUUCAUCCUUCGGGCUGUUCACUGAUCCACUGGAAGAGAUCAGCAAGCUUGGUAAUUAUGAGAAUAAAAAUGUCAAUGGUCCAUCAGUUAACGGUGGCAUAUUUGAUGAUAUAGAUCCCUUGGAUAGCUUUAGAAAACCUGCUCACGCAUUUUCAUCUGAGAUGAAUAACAGGGUGAAGGAGGGGAGCCCUUCUAGGACUGCAUCAAGCAUGGGUGGAGCACAAACCUCUGCGAAUACUGAACCUAUUGGGAGAUCAUCUUUCAAGGAUACUGAGAGUCACUCAAAGAAGAUGCAUGAUGAAAAGUUACAUGAAUCUCAUCAACCUGUGUUUGACAUGCCUAGUUUUCCAGCCGAGUCUCGUAGGUCUGUUGGUCAAAAUGCUUCAUCUUCCUGUACGGACAAUAAAUCUACUGAGAUCAAUUGCCAGGUAGGCGUGCCUCCAGAAUCUGAUGAACACAAGGAACCAUCCAAUGAUGUAUGGCUAAUCGUGUCAGAAAUUCCUCUUUUUACACAACCCACAAGUGCUCCACCGCCUUCGAGACCUCCUCCACCAAUACCAGCUAGAGCAUCAAUGUCAGAAGCAGGAGUUUUCGAUUCAAAUUCAAAGAAGAUGAGUAAUGAUUUUGUUCCUUCACCUAGUUCCACUCAAUACUCUCAAAACUCUAAGUCAAUGCAACCUCCAAUUGGUUCUCAAUUUGAUGAACUUGAGGAAUUCGCCAUGGAGCCUGUACAUCUAGAAAAAGAUGAACAUGCAAUACGAGAUGAUCAAGAAAGAGAAUAUAGAGAAAAGCAGGAGAAAUUAGAUCAGGAAAGGCAACUGAGGGAGGAGGAAGAGAGAGAACAGAGGAGGAUUGAGAGAGAGAGGGAAAGGGUGAAGGCGAGACAGGCUGUGGAAAGGGCAACCAGAGAAGCACGGGAGAGAGCAGCUGCCGAGGCACGGGAAAGGGCUGCUGCUGAAGCACGAUUAAAAGCUCAAAGAGCUGCUGUUGAGAGGGUACAAGCUGAAGCUCGAGAACGUGCAGAAAGGGCUGCUGUUCAGAGAGCACAAGCUGAAGCUCGUGAAAGGGCAGCGGCUGAAGCUAGAGAAAGAGCAGAGAAGGCUGCUGCAGAAGCUAGGGAAAGGGCAUAUGCAGAAUCAAGGGAGAAAGAAGCCAGGGAGAAGGCUGCUGCUGCUGCUGCUAGAGCAGAAGCUGAAGCAAGACGUAGGGCAGAACGGGCUGCCGUGGAAAGAGCUGCAGCGGAGGCUCGAGAAAGGGCUGCUGCUGAUGCCCGGGAAAGGGCUGCCGCAGCCACUGCUGCUGCCGCUGCUGCAAGGAUGAACCAACAACAGAACGAUAAUGAUCUUGAAUCAUUUUUCAGCAUGGGUCGAGCAAGCAGUGCACCGAGACCAAGAGCUACUACUGACCCUAUGAUGGAUUCCUUAUUUCAGAGUAAGGGAGCUGCUGAAGAGGCAAGGAGGACAUCAUCUGUCAGUACCUCAUCUAAUAUGAGAAAAGCAUCUUCAACUGCUAAUAUUGUUGACGAUCUCACUUCAAUUUUUGGAGCUGCUUCAUCUGGAGAAUUCCAGGAAGUCGAAGGAGAAAGUGAAGAAAGAAGAAGGGCAAGAUUAGAACGACAGCAGAGGACCCAGGAGCGUGCGGCUAAAGCUCUGGCUGAAAAGAAUCAGCGUGACCUUCAAAUUCAGAAAGAACAAGAGGAAAGACAUGGUAACAUAAUAUAA
This is a messenger RNA of Thlaspi arvense, 1839 nucleotides long. The record is from the annotation of a GenBank genome assembly. NCBI's taxonomy places the organism in Eukaryota, Viridiplantae, Streptophyta, Magnoliopsida, Brassicales, Brassicaceae.